UCUCUCUCUCUCUAAACCUCUUGUUCCACCCCGGCUUCAUUGAUCUUUACGAACUUUACGAAUAAAACGACCUUUUAGUUUCUUUCCCCAUGGUACAAACACACGUAGGACGUGUGGUGAAGCUUGACCUGGCCUCUGUACUAGCCCAACCCAAUCCUCAUCUUGACCUCAGGCUUGAGGCCUACGAAACAUCCACGCGUAAUUUCCUGAAAGCGGUCUCUAACUACACUCAACGCGCCGUCACCGAAAUUACACAUAGGAAGAAUAACUAUGUAACUACCAAGUCCAAGGUUGCGGAGAAGUCAAAGCAACUGGAGCAAGAGACAAACCAAUGCAAGGUGAAGGAAUUAGAAUUGAUGAAAGUUCUUGAGAAAGAGCAGGAGGAAAGGAAGGAAGCCGAGGUUUCUGUUGCGGCCUUCCGCCGACAACUUGCAUCCAUCAAGGAGAAGUGUGCCUCGCUCGACGCCGAAAUUGAGCAGCAUCGAGCAAUAGUACAGAAUCUCAGACGCGAACGGGAACGGGAACGCUCUUUGCUGCACAAAUAUGCCUCGCACGUGUCCCCCGAAUUGGCAGAGAUCGAACGAAGAACGCAAUGCGUUAUGGAAGGGAUAGACAAAGACAAGAUUCUUGUUCGCUUUACCCACGUCGACCCGUCAGACCUACAUCGAGAGUUCAGUUUCGUUAUAGACGUUUCCUCCAAAGUUUACAAAGUGCCAACAACAAGCCCCUUCCUGCCAACGCUACCCAUACUUCUGGAUGAGUUGAACGAGUCAAGAGAUAUAUACUCCUUCAUCAAACAGGUUCGCCAAGCGUUCGAACAUCUAGUCACUCAAGGACGAUGACAGGCGCAGACUGCAGGGGCGUCGUAAUUUAUGCCGCGUUGACUUAUUCCAUAUUGAUCCCAAGUACUGUUUGACUCACAUUGUAUUGCACUUCUCCAGCACGAACGAUCUUGAUUGUAAUUUACAUCAGUCGAAGCGGUCGGAGUUGAUGACUUCGACAGCUCGGAUUCGAUCUCAAGUUGGCUACAGAGCGUGCCUUCCAAUCCGCAGAGUGACACUGAUUUUUCGAGCAGGAUCACUUGUAGACUGACGCGUAAUUUGCUGAUGAUAUUCCUAAGACAUCGAAUGAAUCUACGCCCUCGAAUCUC
Somion occarium is the source of this 1150-nucleotide messenger RNA. Lineage: Eukaryota; Fungi; Basidiomycota; Agaricomycetes; Polyporales; Cerrenaceae. The record is from the annotation of a GenBank genome assembly.